UUAAAAACACUGCCGCGGAGAUCAUGGCGCACAACCACUGUACUGGGCAGCUGUAGAUAUAUUACAUUUAUAUAUAUUAAUAAUAAGACUCGAUGAGUUUCGUAUGCUGAAGCUUUACAAACACGAACUACGCUGAAGAAAAGUUGUGAACUAAUAUACACUAGGUACACUUACAAUGUUAGCUACCUAUGCUAACAUGUUGUAAGAAAAUCCGUAGGAAUCACCGGCUAACUUCAGUUUUUUUAGUUGAGCAAAACGUUAUAUAUUUUCUAUCUUAUUGUCAGUGUAUUCCAGUAAACAACACCGAACAACUGAACAACUCGUUUAAUCAAUAAACAAACACUAGGUCUGUUCCUUAGCUGCAGAAUUAGCUUGUGUAUAAGGUUACUAGCACAUUUAACGGUGUUUGUUUACAUUCAUUUGAGCCACCCGGAGUGGUUUUUCGUUGCUUGGUUACGUGGCUGGACUCGCUGUGUCUCCAUAUGCCAUCAGAAGCAGUGCGUCUGGGUCGGAAGCGGCCUGUACCUUCCUGCCCCAACCCUCUCUUCCUCGAGUGGCUCACUGAGAUGCGUGAUCACGCCAAAGAGAAAGGCCUCAAGACACAGUACGUCUAUCAGAAGGCUAUAAUUUCUUUAAAAAAGUAUCCACUGCCACUGAAAAACGGCAAAGAGGCCAAAAUCCUGCAGAACUUUGGGGACGGAAUCUGUAAGAUCCUGGACGAGAGGCUUGAGAAACAUUACAGAGAAAAUGGUGCUAAUGCUCCUGUUCACUGCCUCCCUCAUAGCGCUGAACCCUGCAGCAACAGCCUGCCUUCCACCAAAUCAUCACACUGCUCCAACCUUCCUGCUCUAAAGGGUGGAAGAAACAUGAGCAAGGCUAAAGCUGAUGUAGGACAGGAGAAAGGAGGAAAGAAGAAAAGGGAGUAUGUCCCUCAGAAGAGAUCAGGAGGCUACGCUGUUCUGCUCACAUUGUACAGACAUUCACAGAUACCUAACAGUAAAGGCUUCAUGUUUAAAAAUGAACUACAGACAGAGGCACAGUCCCUUUGUGAUAAAUCCUUCACUGUACCUGAUCUAGGUAGUAAAUACACAGCCUGGACUUCAGUAAGCACCCUCAUUCAGAAAAACUUGCUACUGAAAACACACAACCCUGCCAGGUAUUCAUUGACAGAGUUUGGUCUGGCUCUGGCAGAAAGACUGGAGUCUGAAGAGCAGUUGGUAGAUGGACAAGCGGAGGAGAGGAAGAGUCAGGCUGAGGACUCAGGGGAUGGACCGGUUACUGUAGACCUGACUCUGCAUGAAGACAAAGAAAAACAAGACAGCUGCAUCCCAGGAGUUGUGUCUAGCAGAGCCAUCUCAGUAACCCAUGCAGGUAGCGCUUCGCUAUCAGAAAAGUUUCACAGCUCAGAGAAAGAGAGAGCUGCAUAUCUUCUCCCUGGAGACUAUGACAUUGUGCUGUGUGUUGACUUUAUAGAGACCACUGGAGGGAACACAGCACGCAAACAAGAAUUGGUCAAGGAACUACAGAGAAACGGUGUGACCUUUGACAUCAGAAAACUAAAUGUAGGCGACUUCCUGUGGGUUGCUCGUGAGAAAGUGGCACCUGUGCCCGGUCAGUUGCGUCCACCUGUGGCAAAAGAGCUGGUGCUUGAUUACAUCAUUGAGAGGAAGCGAAUAGAUGACCUGUGUGGAAGUAUAAUGGAUGGUCGCUUCAGAGAACAGAAGUUCCGUCUGAAGAGGUGUGGUCUGCAUAAACCCAUCUACCUGGUGGAGCAGUGUGGUUCAGCAGCAGCACACCUCAGUCUACCAGAAAGCACUUUGCAACAAGCUAUAGUUAAUACACAGGUGGUAGAUAACUUCUUUGUGAAGAAAGUUCAGGAUGUUAAAGAAUCAGCUGCCUACCUCACAGUCAUGACCAGAUAUCUGCAGAAACUUUAUCAGAAUAGGACAUUGUACUACCGCUCCAGAGAACUGGACCAAGAUGAAGAGUGUGACACCGAGAAUGGAGGCAGGGAAGGUGAAAACCCCCACUGCUCACUUAUCUCCUUCACAGACUUCAACUCUGGAGCUUUGAAAAACAAGUCUCAGACAGUUAGAGAGGUUUUUGCUCGACAGCUGAUGCAGAUCAGUGGAAUCUCUGGUGACAAAGCGGCUGCUAUAUUAGAGCACUACAGUACAGUAAGCAGUUUAUUGAAUGCAUACAACCAGUGUUCCACUGAUGCUGAGAGAGAAAAGCUCCUCUCAUCCAUCAAAUAUGGCAAACUUAAAAGAAACAUUGGGCCAGCCCUUAGUCGGACUGUAUACCAGCUUUACUGUACAGAAGGACCACUAUCGUAAUCACACACUAUUGCUGUCCAUUCUUCAUCAAACUGCAAUGCAGUGAUUAUUGCAUUGCAGUUUAUUCCCUAACCAGUUUUAGAGGAUGUGCAAUAAAUAAAUGAAUCAAAUAAAGAUUUAUAUUUCAUA
Tachysurus vachellii is the source of this 2465-nucleotide messenger RNA. RefSeq names its product MUS81 structure-specific endonuclease subunit (gene mus81). The coding region runs from base 483 to 2336 and encodes 617 amino acids. The record is from RefSeq and is a predicted model, not a curated record. Gene Ontology annotation, molecular function: crossover junction DNA endonuclease activity; 3'-flap endonuclease activity; DNA binding. Gene Ontology annotation, biological process: resolution of meiotic recombination intermediates; DNA catabolic process; mitotic intra-S DNA damage checkpoint signaling. The transcript is spliced from 16 exons. Lineage: Eukaryota; Metazoa; Chordata; Actinopteri; Siluriformes; Bagridae. Gene Ontology annotation, cellular component: Holliday junction resolvase complex; nucleus.